Microbotryum saponariae is the source of this 1654-nucleotide messenger RNA. The record is from the annotation of a GenBank genome assembly. Lineage: Eukaryota; Fungi; Basidiomycota; Microbotryomycetes; Microbotryales; Microbotryaceae.
AUGCCACCCCCUAGGUCUCCGUCUUCCUUGUCCCUGGCACCCCGAGCCGGUCCAUCAAGGCCACCCAUGCCGUCGCCGGCCCACACGCGAUCGUACAAGCAGCGCAAGCAGAAUCUCCUAACGACGCAGGCACAGCCGCACGGGCAAUCUUUUCUCGUAUCGUCCGGGAUCCCUCGCUUUGUACCUUCGCCUAGCAUGCCGCCGAUCACCUUCAACGCUCCCAUUGCCCUCCCUUCACCUCUUUUUGAGCCCCUCGACACCCCCACCACCAUCGACCCGGCGUGCUUGCUCACUCAACCAUGCGACGUCGACACCGCAGAAGACGACCUCUCGAACAGCUCAACCUCCACCCUCGCCUCCGCAGGCGAUACGAGUUCGCUCAGCAGUUCGGGAAAUCGGUCCAUGUCGGAAGAGACAUCGAAACGACUCGCCAACUUGCAAAGCAUGCUCUCACGGUUGAGCAUGCCCCGACCUCCCGCUGCAUCAAGCGACGAAACGUCGACUCGUGCAAUGGGAGGUGGUGCGCGCGCACCCCCUAGCAACCUGGCGGAUCUGCAGGCGAGACGAGAGAGAACCAAGGCUUUGACGGCGCAUUAUCGGGAGGAGUACACGGUCCCGAUCGCGCCGCCUGCUGAGCAGCCGAGUACGAGUUCGAGACGGCCAAAACCUGGUGCACCGCUCGUCAAGGAGCAGCAAGCUGGUGGGAUCGGGAUGGGUGCCCCACCCGUUCGUCGUGGCAAUGCAACAGCGAUGCGAGGCGCGAACGGCAUCAUCGAUACUUCUUCGCGCGGGGGUCGACUGCAAAGUACUUCGAGCGCACCGAGCGUCAUGGAAGUUCCUACGACGACAGUCAAGCAGAGUCGACGCGUGUCGGGAGGUCCGAUCGCUUCGUCCACUUCGACGGCGACGAUCGCUGCUGCCGCUGUAGGGGAUGGUGAGAUGUGCGCCAAACCCAAGAACAAUGUGUUGCGGGGCGUUGUCGCGUUUGUGGAUGUUCGAACACUUGAAGGUGACGAUGCGGGUAUGAUCUUUACCGAUAUGCUUAAGUCGAUGGGAGCCAGGGUUAGUCGACCAUCUCUGGCGUUCAUUUCGAAGGGGUUCAACAUAACUGAGAUGUUUGGUAACAAAUUUGUCGCACAGGUAACAACACGCCCGACGCUUUCAUUGACGCACAUCGUCUACAAAUCCGGUCGUCCGGGCACACUACAACGUUACCGCACCCACGCUGACCCCAAACCCCACCUCGUCGGUAUCUCCUGGGUCGUCCGUUGCGCCGAACUGAACCAACACGUCGAAGAGAAGACCUUCCUCAUCGAAGCUGGGAAGGAGGAUCUGUUCCAGAAGAAACGACGUUCUAUGGAACCGAAGGCUUUGAGCGCUUUGAAUGCCCCUCCUGGUGCGCUGUUGACGGCUUCGACGAACCCGGGGUUGAAGGCGACGAUUGCGGCUAGCUUGGAGAGGGCGAGAAGACAGAGUAUGCAAUUCGCUCCGAAAGGUUAGUGCUUUGUCUGUCGGGCGGUGUGCGCUGUGUGGGGGAUGAGACUGAUUUGAUUCCGUUCGAUCUACAGUUGGUUCGCCACUCGCCAAGCGGGUCUUCGUCAUGCAGUUCGAGGAAAGUACCGAGGAAGAUGCGGAAGGCACGGACGAGGCUUGA